GCGUGGAAUGUGGACCGCAAGUGGAACCUAAUCAGACGCAUGUUGUGUUGUGUACAAAAAGAAACGUCAAACUAAAGUCGAGCGAACCAAACGAUACGGCCAAGAAAUAAUCAAAUCCACUGGAAACCCACAAGGAUCAAGCACAGGACAUACGAUUGCUCAGCAGAGAGAGUGGCGCACUCGUAGCGAACCGCUACCCUAAGAAGCGGCGGCCCCAAAAAACUCGCCCACAAGAGAAUCCACCAAAAAAAACCCACUCGCACACACACUCACACACGAACACACGCGCAGCCAAGGAGCAAAAGAAGAGUUGCGCCAGAAGAAGAAGCAGCAGCAACUAGAAUCUAGUAGUGCAACCACCCCGGAUCCACAGGUUCUUGUUCCAGCGGUUUGGAGCAGUGCCACAGGAACAGCCAAGGAGUCACCAGAAGACCACCAGCAGAAGAUCACCAGGCAAGCAGCACAUUCAGGAUCAUUGCCAGGAUGAGCAUGGAGAAAGUAGCGAGCAAGCAGUACGAGUCGAAAAUCUGGCCAGAUCUCGUCGACAGCGACGACAGCGAUGUGGAGAACGAGAUAGAUGUGGACAAGCUGCCGCCACUGGAAGUGGGUCCCGGCGAGAACCGUCUGCAGCACACAUACUGCCUGUGGUUCUCCCGCAAGGGGACGCAGCGGGCGGCCUCCGACUACAGCAAGUCGCUGCACGUGGUCGGCCGGUGCGCCAGCGUGCAGCAGUGGUGGUCGCUCUACUCGCACCUCAUCCGGCCUACCGCCCUGAAACCCUACCGGGAGCUCAGCCUGUUCAAGCAGGGCAUCAAGCCGAUGUGGGAGGACCCCGCGAAUAGCAAGGGCGGCCAGUGGGUGAUACGGCUGCGCAAGAACAAGAUCGAGCGCGCCUGGGAGAACGUCUGCAUGGCGAUGCUCGGAGAGCAGUUCCUCGUCGGCGACGAGAUAUGCGGCAUCGUACUACAGACGAAAUAUCCGGAGGAUAGCUUAUCAGUAUGGAACCGGACUGCCACUGAUAUGACCAGUACAACACGUAUCCGUGAUACGUUACGCAGGAUAUUAAAUAUACCUCUAACAACGGCAAUGGAGUAUAAGAUACACUGUGAUAGCCUUAAAUAUGUUUCAAUUAAUAAAGGCCCAUUGAAAAGCUGAAAUUCAGUGAAUAACUAUAAACAAAAGAAAAACAAAAACAAUAAUUACACAAACAGAUAAUAUAAGUCGCUAGUGAAAGCAGCAACAGUCACAAGUUCAUCGACAGCACAGACAAGAGUUACACCAACAGUUAGCACAAGGAACCAUCGUGGACACACUAGAACUUCAGCCUCAUCGGAACCGAACCCACAGCCUCGACAGCCAGCCGCAUCAACAACGAGGGCAGGAUGGGCUCCGAGCUCAGCCUCAGCCGCCCUAGAACCCAAUCAUUAAACCCAUAGCAAGGCAAAUUAAUAUUUAAGCGCUAAUGAGACAAAUCUUUGUAUUUUAAACGAGUUUACAAAGUGUGUGUAUAUAUGAAACGCCAUAAAUAUUUUAGUUUGUAUGUAUAAAGUUUACAUUAGGCAUUCCCAAGAAAAUCAAAGUCCCUAACUGCCUGAUACUAAAGCCUCUAGUCUGGCUAUUAUAGUUUAUUUUGUAUUCAUUUACCAAACCUUAUCUUAAUCUCCCCAAAACGAUUGGACCACCUCUCCCACAAUCGUGCCCUUGUAUUGUAGCCUUAUCGAUUAUCGCCAUAGCCGGCAGGCAGCCAACACACAAGAUAAUGAAUCAAUGAAACUGACACACUUACUAGCCGAUACUGUAUUUAUCUGUUUGAAAUGAUUAUUUUAAAUUAAUGAUACACACCGAAACUGAAUAAUCAAAUUGUUUGUUUUUGUUCUUGAAGAAAUACAAAAAGUUUUUUACGUGAAGAAAAAAAGAGAAAAACUAAAAAUUGAAAAAACCCAGUUGUUUUACAUAUACCAAAAACAGUUGAAACCUACUCACACAUCCGAAUUUUAUUCCUCCCGUAAACUUUCUCCGGUACAGUACAACCAACGCAAGC
Messenger RNA from Drosophila rhopaloa, 2041 nucleotides. RefSeq names its product eukaryotic translation initiation factor 4E type 2 (gene eIF4EHP). Bases 484 to 1155 code for a protein of 223 amino acids. Gene Ontology annotation, cellular component: eukaryotic translation initiation factor 4F complex. The record is from RefSeq and is a predicted model, not a curated record. The transcript has 4 exons. Gene Ontology annotation, biological process: translational initiation. Gene Ontology annotation, molecular function: RNA 7-methylguanosine cap binding; translation initiation factor activity. Lineage: Eukaryota; Metazoa; Arthropoda; Insecta; Diptera; Drosophilidae.